This is a messenger RNA of Oncorhynchus kisutch (coho salmon), 1317 nucleotides long. RefSeq names its product glucose-6-phosphatase catalytic subunit 3 (gene g6pc3). Gene Ontology annotation, molecular function: glucose-6-phosphatase activity. Gene Ontology annotation, cellular component: membrane. Bases 273 to 1292 code for a protein of 339 amino acids. Gene Ontology annotation, biological process: gluconeogenesis; glucose 6-phosphate metabolic process. The transcript is spliced from 6 exons. The record is from RefSeq and is a predicted model, not a curated record. NCBI's taxonomy places the organism in Eukaryota, Metazoa, Chordata, Actinopteri, Salmoniformes, Salmonidae.
GAAAAAAAAGGAGAGGCACUCUCUCUCAGAUUGGGAGGCAUUGAUUGAUACCGAUGGAACAGUUCCAUGCAGUUACCAUUCCAACAGUUCGAUGCCUACCAUCAGAACAUCAACAUGCACCUGCAAAGUUUGUCCCAUUCCUCCCCCUGUUGUCAAGAUUCAGAAAUGCUUCUGCUGCAAAAUAUUUCUGUCCCGACUAUCACGCCAUCAACCAGAAUAUCGUCACAAUAUCAUCUUAUUUGGAUCCUUGAUAUUGUGUAUUCACUUUAAUUAUGGAGGCCAUACACACCCAAGGUAUUUGGAUUGCUGAAGCACUUCAGCAAAGAACGAAGAGCCAAGACAAACUUUGGUUGAUUGCCACUCACAUUGGGGAUCCCAAAGCUGCCUUCCUUCUCGUGUUCCCCUUGACUUACUUUCUCAACCGACGGACUGGAUUUGCAGUUGUCUGGGUGGCUGCUAUUUCGGAGUGGCUUAAUCUAGUGUUCAAAUGGAUGCUCUUUGGGGAGAGACCAUUCUGGUGGAUUGGAGAAUCCCGUUUAUUUGAGAAAAACCCUCCCAAACUCCAACAGUUUGCCUCAACUUGUGAAACAGGUCCAGGCAGUCCAUCUGGUCAUGCAAUGGUAACAGCAGCAGUGUGGUGGGUGAUGGCCUCAUCCCUGGGUUCUCUUCUCUACUCCUACACACGCAGCAUGUUGCUAUCAGCGGUUCCGUAUGUGCUGUAUCUGCUGGGGUUAGUGGCAGUUGGCUUCUCUCGCAUCUUCAUCCUGGCACACUUCCCCCAUCAGGUCAUAGCUGGCUCUUUGACAGGCUUCAUUCUUGGGGUAGUUCUGAGCCGUCAGGUUCCAGAAGGUCGCCCUCUGGUGUUUUUUGUGAGUUCCAGCAUUGGGCUACUCCUCAGUGCUUUCCUAAUCCACUCAGGACUGACAUGGCUGGGCUUCGACUUGUCCUGGUCCAUUGCGUUGGCUAAGAAGUGGUGCUCCCAUUCAGAGUGGAUUCGGCUGGACACAGCCCCGUUUUCCUCACUAACACGGGACUGUGGUGCUAUCCUGGGCCUGGGGCUGGCCCAGUACUGGAAGCCAGGUGGGUACACUCUCCCCUGUGCUCCACGUGCCCUGUGUCUGGCCCUCUGCUCCAUGGCUCUCUACCAUGUCCAUCGACUGCCUCUACCAAUCCAACCACAGCCCCUCUUCUACUUCCUCUUCUUUAUCAAGUUUACCAUCGUGCCCCAGGUGGUCAUGAUUUAUGUACCUGGCUUUGUACACCUCCUUACACACAAAAAGAAAAAUGAUUAAAAUGACACAUUCCUUGGAAGUUCAA